Messenger RNA from Propithecus coquereli (Coquerel's sifaka), 1307 nucleotides. It is a transcript of the gene SEPTIN1, whose product is annotated as septin 1. Gene Ontology annotation, molecular function: molecular adaptor activity; GTPase activity; GTP binding. NCBI's taxonomy places the organism in Eukaryota, Metazoa, Chordata, Mammalia, Primates, Indriidae. Gene Ontology annotation, biological process: cytoskeleton-dependent cytokinesis; regulation of exocytosis. Gene Ontology annotation, cellular component: microtubule cytoskeleton; septin ring; septin complex. The coding region runs from base 135 to 1154 and encodes 339 amino acids. The record is from RefSeq and is a predicted model, not a curated record. The transcript is spliced from 11 exons.
CCUUACCCCACCUCUCACCACAGUGAUGGGCUACCGAGGGGCUUGGAAUAGAGGACAAGGAGUAUGUGGGUUUCGCUGCCCUCCCCAAUCAGCUGCACCGCAAGUCUGUCAAGAAGGGGUUUGACUUCACACUUAUGGUGGCAGGGGAGUCAGGCCUGGGGAAAUCCACCCUCAUCAACAGCCUGUUCCUCACCAACCUCUAUGAGGAUCGGCAGGUGCCAGAGGCUAGUGCUCGCUUGACACAAACGCUGACCAUUGAGCGCCGGGGCGUGGAGAUCGAGGAGGGGGGUAUCAAGGUGAAGCUCACCCUGGUGGACACUCCUGGCUUUGGGGACUCAGUGGACUGCUCGGACUGCUGGCUGCCCGUGGUGCGUUUCAUCGAGGAGCAAUUUGAGCAGUACCUUAGGGAUGAGAGUGGCCUGAACCGGAAGAACAUCCAGGAUUCCCGAGUCCACUGCUGCCUCUACUUCAUCUCACCCUUCGGCCGGGGGCUCCGGCCCCUAGAUGUGGCCUUCCUCCGGGCAGUACACGAGAAAGUCAACAUCAUCCCAGUCAUCGGCAAAGCAGAUGCCCUCAUGCCUAAGGAAACUCAGGCCCUCAAGCAGAAGAUCCGGGACCAGUUGAGAGAGGAGGAGAUCAACAUCUACCAGUUCCCGGAAUGUGACUCUGAUGAAGAUGAAGACUUCAAGAGGCAGGAUGCAGAGAUGAAGGAAAGCAUCCCUUUUGCAGUCGUCGGUUCCUGCGAGGUGGUGAGGGAUGGCGGGAACCGACCGAUGAGGGGACGCCGCUACUCUUGGGGUACUGUGGAGGUGGAGAACCCACAUCACUGCGAUUUCCUGAAUCUGCGACGGAUGCUGGUGCAGACACACCUGCAGGACUUGAAAGAGGUGACGCAUGAUGUGCUCUACGAGGGCUACCGGGCCCGCUGCCUACAGAGUCUGGCCCGGCCUGGGGCUCGUGAUCGAGCCAGCCGCAGUAAGCUUUCCCGCCAGAGCGCCACAGAGAUCCCGCUGCCCAUGCUGCCUCUGGCCGAGACGGAGAAGCUGAUCCGCGAGAAAGACGAAGAGCUGCGCCGCAUGCAAGAGAUGCUGGAGAAGAUGCAGGCCCAGAUGCAGCAGAGCCAGGCUCCCGGCGAGCAGUCGGACGCUCUCUGAGGCCCGGUCCCGCCUCUCCUCGGCUCCGCCCCAGUCCGUCCCGUGUCCAAUCCCCGCAGCCCCAGCCGCCGGGCCGUCCUUGCCCGGGUCCGUGCGGGCCCUCUCGCCGCGCGCUUCUACCGGUGCCUGAGUUGUAGCCCCCGGCCCGCCCUC